CUGUGGAGCGACGGAGAGGAGGAGCGCGCCGCAGAGCCGGGGCGAGCAGCGGGGAGUCGGGGCAGCCGGCGGCCGUUGAGGGCAGCGGACUCUCGGCGGUCGCGGGGAUCUGGAGGACGAGGGGAGCCGCCGGGGAGGAGGACUGGAGAGCCGCGCCCGCCGCGCGCGGAGCGCCCCUUCCCGCCCCCUGCACCAUGAGCUGGGGCACCGAGCUGUGGGACCAGUUUGACAACCUAGAGAAGCACACACAGUGGGGCAUUGAUAUUCUUGAGAAAUACAUCAAAUUUGUGAAGGAGAGGACAGAGAUUGAGCUCAGCUAUGCAAAGCAGCUCAGGAAUCUCUCGAAGAAAUACCAGCCUAAAAAGAACUCGAAGGAGGAAGAGGAGUACAAGUACACAUCCUGUAAAGCCUUCCUCUCCACCCUGAAUGAGAUGAAUGACUACGCGGGGCAGCAUGAGGUCAUCUCCGAGAACAUGACGGCACAGAUCAUGGUGGACCUGGCCCGCUACGUGCAGGAACUGAAGCAGGAGAGGAAGUCGAACUUUCACGAUGGGCGGAAGGCGCAGCAGCAUAUUGAGACCUGCUGGAAGCAGCUGGAGGCAAGUAAGAGGCGAUUUGAGCGGGACUGCAAAGAGGCCGACCGAGCCCAGCAGUACUUUGAGAAAAUGGACGCUGACAUCAACGUGACCAAGGCUGACGUGGAGAAGGCCCGGCAGCAAGCGCAACUGCGGCACCAGAUGGCUGAGGACAGCAAAGCAGACUACUCGUCGAUUCUUCAGAAAUUCAACCAGGAGCAGCACGAGUACUACCACAGCCACAUCCCUAACAUCUUCCAGAAAAUCCAGGAGAUGGAGGAGAGGAGGAUCCUGCGGCUUGGGGAGUCCAUGAAGAUGUACGCGGAGGUGGACCGGCAGGUGAUCCCCAUCAUCGGCAAGUGCUUGGAUGGCAUCGUGAAGGCGGCCGAGUCCAUCGACCAGAAAAAUGACUCCCAGCUGGUCAUAGAAGCCUUUAAGUCGGGGUUCGAGCCCCCAGGGGACAUCGACUUUGAAGACUACUCGCAGCCAAUGCAGCGUGCUGUGUCCGACCACAGCCUGUCCAGCUCCCGGGGGGAUGGCAAGCCAGAGCCCAAGUUUGGUGGCCGAUCCAAGGGGAAGCUGUGGCCGUUCAUCAAGAAAAACAAGCUUGUGUCCCUUUUAACGUCCCCCCAUCAGCCUCCCCCUCCUCCCCCUGCCUCUGCCUCGCCCUCUGCUCUCCCCAACGGUCCCCAGUCUCCCAAGCAGCCAAAGGAACCCCUCUCCCAUCGCUUCAACGAGUUCAUGAUCUCCAAACCCAAAAUCCACUGCUUCCGGAGCCUAAAGCGAGGGGGUGCCACACCUGAGGACUUCAGCAACUUGCCGCCCGAGCAGCGUAGGAAGAAGCUGCAGCAGAAGGUGGACGAGCUCAACAAGGAAAUGCAGAAAGAGGUGGACCAAAGGGACGCCAUCACGAAGAUGAAAGACGUCUACCUAAGGAACCCGCAGAUGGGAGACCCAGCCAGCCUGGACCACAAACUGGCAGAAGUCAGCCAUAACAUUGAGAAAUUGCGGCUGGAGACCCAGAAAUUCGAGGCCUGGCUGGCGGAGGUGGAGGGCCGGCUCCCAGCCCGCGGCGACCAGGCCCGAAGGCAGAGCGGGCUGUAUGAUGGCCAGUCAGCCCCGGCCGUCAACAACUGCGCGCAGGACCGUGAGAGCAGCCCGGAUGGCAGCUACACGGAGGAGCAGAGCCAGGAGAGCGAGGUGAAGGUGCUGGCCCCGGACUUUGACGACGAGUUCGAUGAUGAGGAGCCGCUGCCUGCCAUUGGCACCUGCAAGGCGCUCUACACCUUUGAAGGUCAGAACGAAGGCACCAUCUCCGUGGCCGAGGGGGAGACCCUGUACGUGAUUGAGGAGGACAAGGGCGACGGCUGGACCCGCAUCCGCAGGAGCGAGGAAGAGGAGGGCUACGUCCCCACGUCGUACGUCGAGGUCUAUUUGGACAAAAAUGCCAAAGAUCCCUAAAGGUGGUGCCCGCAAACCACGGCCUCGGGUGAGCCUUCCCGGAGGGACAGCUCGGGGUCUCUGUCCCCACUCCCAGGCCCCAGCGCCUGCCCUCAGCCGCCGCCCGUCUCCACCCACAGCUGCCUGCCAGCCCCCCUCCUGGGUCCCCUCCCUUCUGCCAGGAGACCCCACAGCCCCAGGCUGCCUCUCCGCACCCCACCCCCAAGCCUGGGAGGGUGCUCAGCCUGGCGCUCUGCAUUUCACACUGUGCCUUUGGUGUGGGGACUUCGGAGGGCGGAGUAGACCAAAGGGCCCACCUGACCUGGCCAUGUAGCUUAGAAAGCUGCCCUCCCCCAUGCCCGCCCGGUGAGUAUCCCGCGUCCUGUGGACCCAGGCGUGGCAUUGGCCCUCGGGACGUGCCCCAAGCUGGCUCAGAGUUUGGGUGCUAGGCGCGCAGCCCUGGUUCAAAGUCCCAUUACCGGGGUCAACUCCUCCCCCAGGGGAGAAGCCAGCCUGCCCACCCCCUACCAAGCAUGGGCUGAGGGACCCGAGGUGUCCCCUAUCUCUGCACUAAGCCCCAGAAAGGUGGGGUCCCUGUGCCCCCCCCAAUCCCCAUGUGAGCAUCUUGGGGGUUUUAGCGUAGGUAUCACCAAAUGCCGUGGGCCUUUGCCUCCUGUGCUCCAUCCCCCACCCCACUCCAGGCUGUGUGGAAUUUAGUGGGGGCCGCCUUCCCUCCCCUGCAGCUCUUGGGGUCCUUUAGGCUCCCAGGCCUGAGAAUGCACCAAGCAUCACGAGCCUGCGGGCGAGCCCCGGCCACGUGCUCCACGCAGCACUGUGGUCUGAGACAGGGACGCUGGGCUGACCACGACUGGCCCCCAGGAGCCUGGUGACUCCAUGGGGGGGGGCACAGAGGAGAGGGAGCAAGUCCUUGGGGAGCCUGCCCUUCCUCUUCCCUGGCCCAGAGCCUGAGCACCCCCACAGUCCCACCCCCCACACCUGCUGGGACCUCAGGGCUCCCUUCCUGCCCUGCAGUGGGGACCUGCCUGUGGUGACGGGGACAGCCCAGGCCUGGCCGCUACCCCUGUGGAGCACUGGGAACCGCCACCGCCACGCCCGGGGAAGCUGAGCAGCUCCUGGAGCCGGAUUCCCACACCUCGACAGCCAGGCUGGACAAGCCUCUGGCGUGGCAGGGGCAGAGGUGGCCGCCGUGGUCAGUGCCCCACCUGGCAGCUGCAGGAUCCAGUGCGUGGCACCUGCUGAGUGUCCCCGCUCCUGGCCCCUGCACCGCCUCUGGAGUCCCGCACCUCGUGUCCACUCCAGUAAUGAGCUGGCCCUGAGGGAUGAGCUGGCGGGCCUGGGAAAGGUGGUGCUUUCCAGCAGCUGAGAUGGGCCUCCCUCCCUGCAUCCUCCUGGGAGCUGCUCACCCCUUCUCCCUGGUACCUGCCCAUCCAUCGCUCACUCAUCCACCCGUAGUGUAAGACUGACUAAACACCUGCCCUGGAAAUGACUUUGAGAUGAAGGGGAGGGACUCGUCUAUGCCCCAUCUUUCCUCUGCAGGGCUGGGGGGAGGGGACGUUUAUAAGGCAUGGAAAGCUGCUGGGGGAUUCCUACUGGCUCGGUAAACACUGCCCUGCCCCUUGCUUUUGGUGACCUGGUAUGGUAAUGUUUGCACAACAUGCAGAAGUUAUGUUC
Molecule: messenger RNA, 3707 nt
Organism: Ochotona curzoniae (black-lipped pika)
Lineage: Eukaryota; Metazoa; Chordata; Mammalia; Lagomorpha; Ochotonidae
Gene: FNBP1
Product: formin binding protein 1
Exons: 16
Coding region: 195-2036 (613 amino acids)
Biological process (GO): endocytosis; signal transduction
Molecular function (GO): protein binding
Source: RefSeq, a predicted model, not a curated record